AUGGCAAGCAUUGCUGACAGUGAAGUGACUUUUUGCAGUCGUGCUUUGCAGUAUGGGCUGGGUCAGAGCGUUGUUGACAGUCUGUCGUCUUCUGGCAUUAAGACGUACUCGUCGCUGCUGUUUGCUGUGGCCAGUGCACCUGGGGCCAUUGACGACACACGUCUCAAGGCUGCCCAGUCCAAACACUUGGGUGCCAAUCCCUCCGAGGGCUCGCUGUCUGCCUUUUCACGCCUGUUGUUUGAGGCUGGCACCUUUGUGGUUGCCGAGUUGCGCAGCAGUGUUGCUGGUGAGGAUGAUGGGUCGAAGAAGUUGACGCAUCAGGAGCGGUCGAGCCGCAUGGCGGCCAUGCGGUCCAAGCUCGGUGCUUGGCCCAUUGCUGGGUCUUUUGAGCCCAGCAACUCCUUGAUCGACCAGGCCUUCUGCAUGAUUUCUGACUCAUCUGUUCGCUACAUUGCUCCUAGUCGCUGCAGCUCUCGUGAGCAAGAGAUUGGUAGUGAAAAGAGGGAUGACACCCUCUUUCGGCUGGAAGCCAGCGCUCUCAAGGCUGCUCGCAAGCCCACUGUGUUAAAGGCUGACGUCAGUAAUGAGUUGCGCCUGUACCAAGCUUUCAGUCGCAGGGGUGUUGCGCUUGAAGUUGCCAAUGUCUGUUCUUUCAGCACGCACGAGACGUAUGUCAGGGGACUUUUCGAACACUUGCAUCGGAUGGCCCCUCCGGGGUACAGUCCUCCUGGCAUUGAUGCUGUCAUCGCUGCUGAUCGUGCUGUUUGGCAACAGGUUGCUUCUCAGGUGCCCUGUCUUCCUGCCGUUGACGCUGCCUCUGCUGUCGAUGCUGCCCUUGCUGCUGCGGCCAACUCCCCAGGAGUAACCUUCCACGUUUUGCCUCGCGAGAAGAAGCGCGCCUUGGAGGACAAGAGCAGCCAGCCGUCCAAGUGGCCGCAGAAAGGCAAGGACAAGCAUGGUAAGGGUGGCAAGAACGGCAAAGGCAAGGAUGGGAAGAACAGGCCAGGCAAUGGCAAGGGCCCCGGUUCACCGUCUAAACAGACUGCUGUCCCUGCCGCUUUGAAGGGACUCGAUCCCAACCGGGACGGUGCUCCUCUCUGUUUUGACUUUUCGUUGGCCCAUGGGUGUAAGCGUGAGACAUGGAGUACAUCGAAGGGUGUGCAGUGUGAGAAAGGCUUGCAUCUCUGCAUGCGCUGUGGCUCUUCCGACCACGGCCAUGUUCUGGAGGCGACUCAGACCGAGGUUUGGCCAGACUUGUUCGCUGGCCAUUCUUCUUCCACAGAUUCGCUUGACUGUGUUUCCAGUGAUUUUUCCGAGGCAUCUGCUGUGCAAGCCUCCGAGGAUGUUGUUUGCUCUGCCUCUGCCGUGCCCUUUGCUGCACGCGUGGGCCCCAGUUUUGGCAAGUCACAGGACGCUGUCGGGACUGACGUCGCUGCUCAUGGCGGUGGCCAAUCUGUCCCUCUGGUCGAGGGUCGCGCACCUGCUGACAAACUGCCUGGUUCCACUUCUGCGCAGCCUGAUAGUUCACGGCGGUUCGCAUGUGCCUCCUUAGAGAUUUUUGCUGGGUCCUGUCGUCUCAGCAAGUGCCUCAGGGGAGUUGGGUUCGAAACUGUCGCUGUCGAUGUGAAGGAUGCGCCUGGGCACCCUGUGCUGAAGCUGGACUUGGUGUCAGCUGCGGGAGUGAGCGUCCUUUGGGACAUUCUCAAGUCUGGACAACUGUUGUAUGUUCACAUGGCACCCCCGUGCAGCACUGCUUCCGCUGCCAGGUUCAUACCUGGCGGCCCCAGGCCGCUGCGCAGCUACGCUUGUCCUGAUGGCGUUGACGGUUUGAGUUUUGCUCAUCGCUGCCAGGUGUCAAAUGCAAAUCGUUUGUAUGCACUGUGCAGGGACAUUGCUUUGUUUUGUGAAUCAAAGGGCAUCGAUUGGAGCAUCGAGAAUCCCUCCAGCAGCCUCUUCUGGAUGACAUCGCCGUUGUGUGACCUGGCACGUGGUCUGGGCCCUCGUUUGCGCACUGUCGUUUUUGACCACUGCUGCUGGGGCGGUGAACGGCCCAAGCGCACUGCGCUCUGGACGAGCCUUGAGUGCCUGGCACCCCUGGAGCUUCUUUGCUCCCCUGAUCUGGGACAUACCCACAAGCCGUGGGGUAGGCUGCCGGAUGGGUCCUGGAGCACUAAGGUCGAGGCUGCUUAUCCGUUGCCGCUGUGCAAGUUCUGGGCUUCGCUUUUGCGUGACAAUUUUUCACUGUCUGCAGGUUCUGACAGGUUGGACAAUGAGCUGUGGGAAGCCACUGUGAAGGAUGCUUCCAGGGAUCGUGUUCGUGCGGUGGAUGACUUCAGCUUCAACGGUCUGAAUGACACACUUGGCACCUGCGAGAAAGUCACCACCAUGUCCACUGUACACACGACCGCUCUGGGACUUAGGCUACUGCGAGUGGCUAAGGCGCGUGGCAUGAGCCUGUUGGGUCGCUGUUUCGACUUGAAGAGCGCGUGUCGGCAACUCCCGAUCCACUUGGAUGAUCUGCCGUACGCCGCUGUUGCAGUGUGGUGUCCUGAAGCACAGGAUGUUAGGAUUCUUCAGAUGUUUUCUCUCCCUUUUGGAGCUGGUGGCAGUGUGCCAGCCUUCGUCAGGGUUGCUCUUGCGUUGUGGCGAGUACUUUGCCGCUUUCUGUCCGUGCCUGCAACGCUGUUCUUUGACGACUUUACCUGCAUGGUGCUGUCUCCCGAUGCCGCUAGUGCUGAAGCUUCUGUACACCUGCUUUUCAGGAUCCUCGGAUGGCGCUUGGCCAUGGACGGCACGAAAGCAGCUCCGUUUUCUGCAUUGUUUCAGUCUUUAGGCGUGGUGUUCUGCCUCCACCCAGGUGUAGACUGCAGCUUGUCUGUCACCAACACUGAGGCUCGCAAGGCUGAGGUCGCUGCCUGGUGCUUAGACAAACUUAGGGACAAGUCUGCAACACCCAAGGAGUGUGAACAGUUUGCUAGCAGGGUGAGGUGGUUGGCAGGUCAGGUUUUCAGACGUUCUGCCUCUGCUGCACUUCGUGUUCUGUUGCGCGCCGGCCGGGAAAGCCGUUCGUUCACUGCUCGACCCUUGUCUGCUGAACUGGCUUGGGCCAUUAGGUGGAUACUUGAGAAUAUCCCCAAGGGCCAGCCGCGACGGUGGUCGCUGCGCAACAGGAAAAAGUUACACCUGUUCACUGAUGGUGCCGUGGAGGGUGAAUCUGCCUCGAUCGGUGCUGUCCUCUGCGAUGGCUGGUGCAAGCCUCUUAGGUGGUUCGGCUGUGAAGUUCCUGCCUCAGUACUCGGCGACUGGUGGGCGUCCGGCACGGACCACCCCAUCAUACAGUGUGAGUUACUUGCAGCUGUGGUAGCCUGCCACGUUUGGUCUGACUUGCUGUCUUCUGCCAACGUCUGCCUGUGGGUGGACAACGAGGUUGUUCGCUUUGGCAUCAUAAAUGCCUUCAUACGGCCACCGUCUGCUAUGCACAUGUUGUCCAGGCUUCUGCAGGCUGAGGUGUCUGCCGACAUUGGCAUGUGGGUCUGCCGCGUGCCUUCGCACAGCAACCCAGCCGAUGGGCCCAGCCGUGGCGAGACUCCGCCUUUCUUGGCGCAGGCCCGACAAGUGAAAGUAGACGUGGGGCUCUUGGUUGAACUGGCCAGCGCUGGUUAA
This is a messenger RNA of Symbiodinium sp. CCMP2456, 3663 nucleotides long. The record is from the annotation of a GenBank genome assembly. Lineage: Eukaryota; Dinophyceae; Suessiales; Symbiodiniaceae.